Messenger RNA from Cryptomeria japonica (Japanese cedar), 3684 nucleotides. Its product is annotated as disease resistance protein RPV1-like. The transcript has 6 exons. The record is from RefSeq and is a predicted model, not a curated record. Gene Ontology annotation, biological process: defense response; signal transduction. Gene Ontology annotation, molecular function: ADP binding. Lineage: Eukaryota; Viridiplantae; Streptophyta; Pinopsida; Cupressales; Cupressaceae. Bases 1 to 3684 code for a protein of 1227 amino acids.
AUGGUUGUACGACUCUUUCAACACGGUUUUUACAGACGCGGCUUCUCAGCUUUUCUUUCCAAUACCUCGCGCGCAGUGCGGAUCACAUUCUUCAGACAUUUGUUUGCUCGUUUGCUUACGGACUCUUUUGUUUUCUCGGCCUUUGGGUUUGGAGCGCUAGUCGUGUGCAGUCGAAUCAAAUCCAUGGGCACUACUUCCCCUUCGCCUACCCAGAUUGCAAAUACUUUUGAGGAGGUUGUGCCGUCGUCUGUGUCUGCUGUUUCCUCCUCCGCCUCUCCUCUCCCUUCUGCUUCGUACCAUGUUUUCAUCAAUCAUCGCGGAGCUGACGUCAAAUACACCCUAGCCACCAACAUCCGCAAUAAACUUACCAAUUUGGGACUCUCCGUCUUUCUUGAUGUCCAUUCCCUUAGAGUGGGUGAUGUCAUUACAGCACAAAUCGAAGAGGCCAUUCGCACUGCUUCCCUUCAUAUCGCCAUUUUCUCUAUAUGCUAUGCCGAAUCCCCUUGGUGUUUGGCAGAGCUGUCUUCAAUGCUUAAGAUGGGUAACAAAAUUAUUCCUCUCUUCUUGCAUGUCGAUCCUUCUGAUCUGCGCUGGGUGCGUGAAGGAAAAGGGAUCUAUGCUCCUGCGUUUUCUCAAUAUCAGGAGAAGGGCAGAUACUCCCCGCGAAAGCUUGACGAGUGGAUGACGGCACUCGAGUUUGUUUCUGGUCUUUCUGGCUGCGUGAUCAAGGAUAAUGAAGAUGAGGGGAUGCUGUUGAAGAAUAUAGUAAAUAUGGUAAUCAAGGCAUUGGACAAGGUGCCCGUUCUGGUAGCCGACAAGACCUUCGGACUGGAUGAAAUUGUACGGGAUUAUGAAAGAAGGGUAGAUAGCGAGAACAAUGUUCAAAUUGUUGGGAUAGUGGGAAUGGGUGGAGCAGGUAAAACCACGCUUGCUAAAGAGUUGUAUAACAGGAAAUCCUCAUCCUUUCAAUUUUCCAGUAUUUUAUUUUCAGUGCGAGAUGCUGCAAGUAGGAAUUCUUUGCACAAGAAGCAAGAAAAGCUUCUUAAGGAUCUUGGUGCCCAAGGCGAUAACUUAUCCUUCGACGACAUAGAAGAAGGCAAAUCUAUUCUCGCAAAUCGGCUGAGAUCUGUUCGUGCACUCAUCGUGUUGGAUGACGUGGACCAUAAAAGGCAACUGGAUGCUCUGUUGCCAACCAAGGACUGCCUUGCAUCCGGCAGUCUUGUAAUUGUUACAACUCGCGAGUUAGAUCUCCUUGCAAAAUGGAGCUCAACUAUAUAUGAAAUGAAGCCAUUGAACCCCCUCCUUGCCAAGCAGCUUUUCUGUUGGCACGCUUUCUUACAACUCCAUCCAGAAGAGGGAUUUGAAGACAUUGUUGGAAAGUAUUUAAAAACUUGCAAUGGAUUGCCUUUGUCCCUUGAGGUCCUAGGAGGACUAGUUUAUGGCAGGUCCAAGGAUUAUUGGCAAUCCCGGCUACAUAAGAUCUUGCGAAUGUUGCCCGAAGAUAUUAAGGGGAGGUUGAAUGUCAGCUACGAUGCAUUGGACGAUGAAGAGAAAGAGAUGUUCAUGGACGUGGCUUGUUUCUUCGUCGGAAGAAGUAAAAGAUUAGCGAUUGAAGUAUGGGAUGGAUCGGGGUUGAGUGGGUUGCAGGGGUGGGAAACACUUGUUAACAAGUGUCUGGUUAAUGUGGAUAGGUAUGAUCGUAUAACAAUGCAUGACCACCUGAGGGAUUUGGGAAGGGAUCUGGCAGGUGGACAUACACCACCUCGUGUAUGGCUUCCAGGGCAAAUAAGUAACAUACAGAAACAAGCUAGGGGAGAAAUGUCUAUUCGAGGGAUAGAUGGUGCUGGAUUUGAAUAUGCUGAAAAGCUAUUCCAUGACCAACUGAGGGGUUUGGGAAGGGAUCUGGCAGGUGGACAUACACCUUCUCGUGUAUGGCUUCCAGAGAAAAUAAGUAACAUACAGAAACAAGCUAGGGGAGAAAUGUCUAUUCGAGGGAUAGAUGCUGCUGAUAAGCUAUUGCAUCAUCGGCACCCUCUCAAAAAAUUCACCGAGCUGGCAGCUGGAACCUUAAACAGAUAUUUUGGGCACCCUGUAGCCUCCUCAUUCGGAGUAAAAAGAUUGCAUCAUCGGCACCCUCUCAAAAAAUUCACCGAGCUGGCAGCUAGAACCUUAAACAGAUAUUUUGGGCACCCUGUAGCCUCCUCAUUUGGAUUAAAACUUUUUACUGGCAGAGAAGAAUAUUUUAUUAAAUAUUUGAGCGCAACAUUGGAAGACCCUGUCUGGCUUUGGUUGGAUAACUUUAUGGGGAAAAAACUUCGGUCAUGGUCACUCAGAAGAUUACGAAUUUUGGAAUUCACCAAUGCUCACUACUUAACUGGAUUAUGGGGUAGUUCAGAUCCUCCAUUGCAGCUAAGAUUACUGCAUAUUGGUGACGCCUAUAUGAUGCAAAGGAUCCCUAAGUCAUUAGGACGUCUCACAAAUUUGAAAAUGAUAGCUCUCAAAAAAUGUACUGCAGUGGUGAAUCUCCCAGAAGAGUUUUGUGAUCUCCGAUCUCUGGAGACGCUACAUUUAUUAGAGUGUUCAAUGCUGUCUUCGUUACCUAGCCGUAUGGGGGAUCUCAUAAACCUGCGGAAUGUAGAUUUGACUAAUUGUGAGCAGCUGCAGAUUUUGCCAGAUUCUUUUAACCAGCUGAGACACCUUCACUAUCUCAGUUUAUGUGGUUGUAAAGAACUCACCUUGAGAUCCGACGUACUGGAAAACAUAAGUAAGCUGGAGUAUUUGAACUUUGACGGAUGCAAGAAGUUGGAACAAUUGCCAAAUAAAAUCACAGAUCAAGUGUUUCUGAGAGAGCUCCGUGUUGUGCAUACAGCCCUAACGGAGCUUCCCAGUGACUUCGGCAAACUUAGAAAAUUGCAAGUGCUGAAUAUAGGAAGUCCGAUCUUGGCCACCUUGCCGUCCUCUCUUGGAAAUCUGUCCAGCUUGGCCACCUUGUAUAUAUGUUGUCCAGGGUUGAAAGAGCUCCCAAAUUGUGCAGGUUUACAUUCCAUCAAAAGGGUCUCUUUAAUACAUUGCAACAAAGUUGUUAAAAUCGAAGGGCUUGAACAUUCGAGGUCCUUGGAGAGCUUGCAGACAAUGGCGUCGUGGAGGUCUCCAGUUAUACAAAGUUUGGAGGGAAUAGAGAAUUUGAAGUGUUUGGUCAUGUCAGCGGAGUGUAGAUCAGCACUUCAACCCUGCAUUCAGACUUUAAAGAAAUGGCCAUUCGAGAUGGUGAUAUGUGGAAGGGCAGCGCAUGGUGCAGAGUCAGUGAUGGAUUCUCUUUCAUUUCCCACCCUGACCAUGGUGAGCUCAUUGGAGAUGAUCGAGGAAAAUGAAUGGAGGAUAGAAUGUGGGAAGACGCAUACUUCCAAUGCUGCCGUCUUAUGUUUCCUUGUAAAUUCAUUCACAGGUAGUAGAUUCAAUAUCUUGUGUAGUGGUGGGACGGCAUUUGCGAGGUUAGGUACAGAAUUGGAAGAGGGGAAAUGGGUGUGUGUAGGUGUGUUCAGACAAGGUUGUAGGUUAAUAGACUUGGGCUAUAAACUCACGGCGACAGCUGGAUUAUAUAGUGGAGAAGGUGAAGCAAGCAGAGGAUUGUUAGCGGUAGGAGAAGAAGCGGCAUUUACAAAUUUAUGGGCAUUGUUCAUGUAA